Molecule: messenger RNA, 654 nt
Organism: Microdochium trichocladiopsis
Lineage: Eukaryota; Fungi; Ascomycota; Sordariomycetes; Xylariales; Microdochiaceae
Exons: 6
Coding region: 1-654 (217 amino acids)
Source: RefSeq, a predicted model, not a curated record
AUGCUGGUCAAAGGACAACUCACUCAGGACAGAAUACCAUGUAACAAUAUCCAGGUGAAACUGAGGCGAGCCGUGUUCACGACUAGCUGCCGCAGCUUCUUUGGUUUCGUCAAUAUAAACCUCAUUCAUCAAUCGGAAUCAUACUCUUCGUCAUCAUCUUCGUCCCCAAAGUCGUCUGGAUCCAGCUGUGAACGCUCUUCCGUGUCAUUGCAGUCUUCCACUGAGAGGUGGACGUUUCGUGGUGAACUGCACACCUUGCUAGAACUGCUGGUGCUGGGCUGGCGACUUCGCAUGCAGGCUGGUGGUGAAUAUCGACCGCGCUUUUCUGGGGCGCUAUCAGCCGUCGAAGGACAUAUUUUCGAGUAUGUGAUCUUGCGUCAUGAUGAUUUGGUCGUGGCUGUGUUGGUGCUGAUGAAAGUCCUCGAUGCUGAACUGAACGGCUGGCACCAAGACUUGCACACGCGAAGUCUCGCGGCUGCGCCGUUCUCUGGCAUUCGGAGAAGACUCUGGUUGAUUGGCCGUGUGGACACACGCGUUGGCUCUGGAUGGCCCUCUGCGACCGUCGACGAGGAGCGCUUGGCGGCUUGCACACUUAGCCCCGCGAUCGGCAAGGAAGCUGCUGGUCGUCUUGCGCCUUCGAGAUACCACGCCUAA